Penicillium bovifimosum is the source of this 1242-nucleotide messenger RNA. RefSeq names its product S8 family peptidase. Gene Ontology annotation, molecular function: serine-type endopeptidase activity. The record is from RefSeq and is a predicted model, not a curated record. NCBI's taxonomy places the organism in Eukaryota, Fungi, Ascomycota, Eurotiomycetes, Eurotiales, Aspergillaceae. Bases 1 to 1242 code for a protein of 413 amino acids. Gene Ontology annotation, biological process: proteolysis. The transcript is spliced from 3 exons.
AUGGGUUUCCUGAAGCUUCUCUCUACGUCCCUUGCGACUCUCGCAGUCGUCAAUGCCGGUCAGUUGCUUGCCGUCAAUGAUGCCGAUGCGGUCGUCCCAAGCUCCUACAUUGUUGUCAUGAAUGAUGAUGUUAGCACCUCGGACUUCCAAGUCCACCGUAACUGGGCUGCAGCUGUUCAUUCUCGCCUCGCGAGGCGGAAUAGUGGUGUGUCUGGACCGGGGAAGCAUUUUGACAUCAAUGGCAUGAAAGGCUACACCGCUAGCUUCGAUGAUCGUACCGUCAAAAACGUUGCCAGUGACCCGGCGGUCAAAUACGUUGAGCCAGAUAUGAUUGUGAACGCGACCGCGAACGUGGUUCAGGCUAAUGCUCCCUCAUGGGGCCUUGCUCGGAUCUCUAGCAAGAAGCCCGGUGCUACCGACUAUGUGUAUGACUCCACUGCUGGUGAGGGAAUCGUGGUUUAUGGCGUCGACACCGGGAUUGACAUUCGCCAUCCCGACUUUGAGGGCCGCGCUAAGUGGGGCACCAACACUGUCGAUAAUGAUGACACUGACGGCAAUGGCCAUGGCACCCACACUGCAUCUACUGCGGUGGGCGCCAAGUACGGUGUUGCAAAGAAGGCCUCUGUCGUUGCUGUCAAGGUCCUUGGUGCCGAUGGUUCUGGGACUAAUUCGCAGGUCAUCUCUGGAAUGGAGUGGGCUGUUAAAGAUGCAAAGUCCCGCGGCGUCACUGGAAAGUCUGUUAUGAACAUGUCACUGGGUGGCGGCUAUUCUCGGGCUAUGAAUGACGCCGCUGCCAGUGUCGUUAAGUCUGGUGUCUUCCUCGCUGUUGCUGCCGGCAAUGAAGCCCAGGACGCGAAAAACAGCUCCCCUGCCUCUGCUCCGAGUGUAUGCACUGUCGCCGCUUCCACCAGCUCAGACGGCAGUGCUUCCUUCACCAACUUCGGUUCUGGUGGUGAGACCCCCUCCCCUUUCCCCUUUCCCCUUCACCCCUCCCUUAUCGACGUCUAUGCUCCUGGGGAUCGCAUCACGGCCGCCUUCCCUGGUGGUAGCACCAAGACCUUGUCUGGAACCUCUAUGGCUGCUCCACAUGUUGCUGGUGUUGCCGCGUACCUGAUGGCUUUCGAGGGUGUAACCGCUGAUAAAGCUUGCGCCCGUAUUGUCGAGCUUGCUAUCUCGUCUAUCUCCAGGGCUCCGUCCGGCACAACUAGAAAGCUUCUGUUUAACGGAGUCAGCGCCAACUGA